Molecule: messenger RNA, 1654 nt
Organism: Nothobranchius furzeri (turquoise killifish)
Lineage: Eukaryota; Metazoa; Chordata; Actinopteri; Cyprinodontiformes; Nothobranchiidae
Product: homocysteine S-methyltransferase YbgG
Biological process (GO): S-methylmethionine cycle
Molecular function (GO): zinc ion binding; S-adenosylmethionine-homocysteine S-methyltransferase activity
Source: RefSeq, a predicted model, not a curated record
AUUACCCGGAAAAACAACACAGUACCUCGUUUGGGUACUUUCUACUCUCUCGACUUGAACAAUUGUUUUGCUAAUUAAUGGGUUCUGCUGCUCGUCUUAGACAGUUCAUACACGAUAACAGGCCGGUGAUCCUGGAUGGAGGACUAGCUACUGAACUGGAAGCACAAGGAGCCAAACUUCAGGUGAAAAUAAAUUCAAUUCAAUUCAGAAAUACUUUAUUAAUCCCAGAGGGAAACUGAUUGCUGUAGUAGCUCAGAAUAAUAAUAAUAAUCAAGUCAUCAAAGAGUUGUUGUAUAUUACAAUGGCUGUUGGCAGGAAGGAUCUCCAGUAGCGGUCAGUGUUGCAGCCAAACUGAAGAAGACUCUGACUGAAGACACUCUUCCGUUGUCGGACAGUCUUGUGAAGAGAAUGCUCAGGGUUGUCCAUCAUUUUCUUGAUUCUCUGGAGAAUCCUUCUUUGCAUCAUCUCCUCCAGCGGUUCCGAAACUCUGGCUGAGUCCUUGAAAGGGCUUGGAGUUCCUCCAUCUUGUUGGCCAGUGAUCUCACAUCGCCCAUUAUGAUCGAUGGAAGAGAUGGGAGAUCCUCUGUGGAGCGCCAGGCUUCUGCACACCAAUCCUCAGGCCAUUAAAGAUGCUCAUUACAGGUUUCUCCUCAGCGGUGCUGAUGUCAUCACAACAGCCACAUACCAGGCGAGCAUCCAGGGAUUUGUCUGCCACCUGAAUGUGAGCUCCGACUGUGCCAGAGAGCUGCUGAUGUCAGGAGUUAAUCUGGCUAAAGAAACAGCUGAGAGUUUUGCUUCUGGAGAGAGGCAUCCUUUAGUAGCAGGUUCUGUUGGACCGUAUGGGGCCUUUCUUCACAAUGGCUCAGAGUACACUGGAGCUUAUGCAGAGGAGAUGAGUGUUGAAGAGCUUAAAUCGUGGCAUCGACCGCAGGUCGACGGUUUAGCUGCAGCCGGAGCUGAUCUCAUCGCCUUUGAGACAAUCCCGAGCAUCAAAGAGGCAGAGGCUGUGGUGGAGCUGCUGAGAGAGUUCCCAAACUCUAACGCCUGGCUCUCUUUGUCCUGUAAGGAUGAGAAGCACGUGUCAGACGGCAGCCUAUUCUCAGAGGCCGUGCAGGUCGCCUGCAGGUCGUCUCAGCUGCUUGCUGUAGGAGUCAACUGCUGUCCUCCAGCGGUGGUGGAACCGCUGCUGGACUCUGCUAGAUCCCUGCUGAGCCCGGAUAAGAGCUGGGUAGUGUACCCCAACAGCGGGGAGAGGUGGCACACUGAAAGGGGGUGGCAAACAUCUGGAGAUGUUCCAGGAUGGACACCUGAUCUGAGUCUUACCUGGGUGAAGCAGGGUGUCGCUCUGAUAGGUGGAUGCUGCCGUGUUGGUCCUGCUCAAAUUGCUGUGUUAAGACAACAGUUAAAAGGAACCUGAACAUCAUCACACACACACACACACACACACACACACACACACACACACACACACACACACACACACACACACACACACACACACACACACACAGUUAAACCAUGCUUAUGUCGGGACAUCUUUGCAGCACGUUGCUAUAAACUAAAGCUGAAACUGAGCUGGAGCACCUCGUCAUGUCCAGAGCGAUUUCAAACUCGUUCAUAAGAAGUUUAAUAAAGGAAAGCGUUGUGUUACUGA